Messenger RNA from Cricetulus griseus (Chinese hamster), 2229 nucleotides. Lineage: Eukaryota; Metazoa; Chordata; Mammalia; Rodentia; Cricetidae. The record is from RefSeq and is a predicted model, not a curated record.
AUGGCUGCUUCUCCCGUAAAUGUGCCCCAGGAUCCGUUGACAUUCAGGGAUGUGACUGUGGACCUGUCCCAGGAGGAGUGGGAAUGUCUGGACUGUGCUCAGAGGGCUUUGUACAUGGAUGUGUUGCUGGAGAAUUACAGCAAUCUAGUCUUUGUAGAGAACCAUCGUAUAUGUGGAAAUUAUGAAAAAUUCCUGGAUCAAGGCUCAGAGCAUAUUGUCCAUAAUGAUCAUGUGACUAUCCCAGAGAUUUCUUGUAAAUGUAAUGAACUGGGCAAAAUGAUUCAUGAAUCCUUCCGAUCUACACCUUAUGACACAGGCGAUACUCCAGAAAACUAUAAUAAGUUCAUGUGUGGCAGCCACAAGGAUGCUGCUUCUGAGUCAUCAGUCAUAGAAAGACAGAAAAGUGGGGACUCUGGAGAAGAACCUUGCAAAUUUAAAGACUGUGGAAAUGGUUUAAAUUUGUUUCCUAUCAGUCAAAAUCAAAGGAUCCCCUCAAGCCUCAGUAUACACCAGAAAAAUCAUCCUGCAGAGAAACCCCACAAAUGUAAAGCCUGUGGCAAGUGCUUUUAUCACUUGUAUCAGGUUAAAUACCAUUUCAAAACCCAUACGGGAGAGAGAGCUUACAAAUGCAGUGAGUGCCACAAACGCUUCAGUCAGCUGACACACCUGAGAAGCCAUCAGACAAUUCAUACAGGGGAGAAACACUACAAGUGCGAUGAAUGUGACAAAAGCUUCAGCCGCCUGACGUACCUAAGAACGCAUCAGAGAAUUCACACAGGAGAGAAACCUUACAGAUGCAGUGAGUGUGAGAAGUGCUUCAUCCAGAAAGCCCAGCUUACAAUCCAUCAGAGAAUCCAUACGGGAGAAAAGCCUUACAAAUGCAGUGAAUGUGGGAAAUCCUUCACGUGUUGCUCUGGUCUUAGAAAACACCAGCGAAUCCAUACGGGGGAGAAACCUUACAGAUGCGGCGAGUGUAAGAAGUCCUUUGCCAGUGGCUCAGAUCUAAGACGACAUCAGAAGAUUCACACUGGGGAGAAACCUUACAAGUGCAGUCAAUGCGACAAAUGCUUUAUUCAGAAAGUCCAACUUAGAAUACAUGAGAGAAUUCAUUCGGGAGAGGAACCUUACAAAUGCAGGGAGUGCGUCAAAGCCUUCACCCACCUGUCAGGUCUAAGGAAACAUCAGAAAGUUCACUCUGGAGAAAAUCAGUACAAAUGUACAGAAUAUGGUAAGUGCUUUUAUUAUUUAUCAAAGUUUCAAAGACAUUUCGGCAUCCACAUAGGAGACAAGUCUUACAAACAUAGAGAAAGUGACAAAUCUUUUAUUGAGAAAUGCAAUCUUACAUAUCAUCAGAGAAUCCACACAGGAGAGAAACCUUACAAAUGUAGUGAAUGUGACAAAUCUUUUUCCAAGAAAGACCAUCUUAGAACUCAUGAGACAAUCCACACAGGAGACAGACCUUACAAAUGUAGUGAAUGUGAUAAAUCUUUUACUGAGAAGUCCCAUCUUACAGUUCAUCAGAGAAUCCACACAGGAGAGAAACCUUACAAAUGUAGUGAAUGUGACAAAUCUUUUUCCAGGAAAUACCAUCUGAGAACUCAUGAGAGAAUCCACACAGGAGAGAAACCUUACAAAUGUACUGAAUGUGACAAAUCCUUUUGCAGGACAGAUGAACUAAGAAUUCAUCAGAGAAUCCACACAGGGGAGAAAUCUCACAAAUGUAGUGAAUGUGACAAAUACUUAACCACAAAACACAGUCUUAGAAUUCAUCAGAGAACCCACACAGGAGAGAAACCUUACAAAUGUAGUGAAUGUGACCAAUCUUUUUCCAGGAAAGACCAUCUGAGAACCCAUGAGAGAAUCCACACAGGAGAGAAACCUUACAAAUGUACUGAAUGUUGCAAAUCUUUUUCCAGGAAAUACCAUCUGAGAACUCAUGAGAGAAUCCACACAGGAGAGAAACCUUACAAAUGUACUGAAUGUGUCAAAUCCUUUUGCAGGACAGAUGAACUGAGAAUUCAUCAGAGAAUCCACACCAGAGAGAAAUGUCACAAAUGUAGUGAAUGUGACAAAUACUUAACCACAAAACACAAUCUUAGACUUCAUCUGAGAAUCCACACAGGAGAGAAACCUUAUAAAUGUAGUGAAUGUGACAAAUCUUUUUCCCAGAAAUGUCUUCUUAUAGCUCAUCAGAGAAUACACAGGAGAGAACCCUUACAAAUGUUGUGA